Molecule: messenger RNA, 4407 nt
Organism: Bombyx mori (domestic silkworm)
Lineage: Eukaryota; Metazoa; Arthropoda; Insecta; Lepidoptera; Bombycidae
Product: glycogenin-2
Exons: 9
Coding region: 156-3563 (1135 amino acids)
Cellular component (GO): cytoplasm
Molecular function (GO): glycosyltransferase activity
Source: RefSeq, a predicted model, not a curated record
UAGUUGUGUGCGUGUGGGAGACGAGCGGAGUGAGGGGAUCGCGGUAUUUGUCGCGCACGCUGCGUGCAUUUACUAGUGUUGCGCGAAGAGCGCGUGUAGUUCGUGAUAUUUAGAGGUGACUUGAACUGUCACACGAGACUACACCCGGCUUCAUAAUGUCAAAUCGAGCAUGGGUAACUCUGGCCACAAACGACUCCUACGGCUUGGGAGCUCUGGUGCUGGCCCAUUCGCUCCGCCGCGCCGGUUCGGUGUACCCUGCCGUAGCACUCAUCACACCUACCGUCAGUGAAGCUAUGAGGGAUCGUCUUCGCGCAGUUUUCUCCGAAGUAGUCACGGUAGACGUUCUGGACUCAAGAGACGCGGCUCACCUGGCCCUCCUCCAGCGGCCAGAGCUCGGCAUCACCUUCACAAAGAUCCACUGCUGGAACCUCACUCAGUACGAGAAAUGCGUAUUCCUAGAUGCCGAUAUAUUGGUGAUCCAAAAUUGCGAUGAACUCUUCGAGCGUGAAGAGCUAUCGGCUGCUCCCGACGUGGGAUGGCCCGACUGUUUCAACUCCGGCGUUUUUGUCUUCAAACCUUCAAACGAAACCUUCGAGAAACUGAUACAAUUCGCGCAGCAGCGAGGCAGUUUUGAUGGUGGUGAUCAAGGGCUACUGAACUCUUUCUUCUCUGACUGGGCGCACGGCGACAUCAACAAGCAUCUUCCCUUCCUAUACAAUGUUACAACUGCGGCUUUCUACUCAUAUUUACCAGCUUUGAAACAUUACGGACAGAAUUUGAAAAUCAUUCACUUCAUUGGCGCCGGUAAGCCUUGGCUUCAGCGCUUCAACUGGGAGUCCCGGUCGGUCGAUGCCCCGGGGUAUCUCCAGGAGUUCCUUCAACUCUGGUGGGACCUUUUCGUAUCACAGGUCCACGCCCAACUCGACCAUUCCAUGGUUGAGGUGGAGGCAUCACAGCAAGAGCCCCCUGAACAUCCCCCGGCGUUACCACCGCAGGACAUCAACCAACAUCUUCACUAUCAGCCAGUUUUAGACCCUGAAUCAGAAUUUCCCUGGCACAGACCAGGAAACCAAAUACCGGACUUAAAUAUUGAACAAUACCAUGAAUUUUCGGAGCUCCCUGAUCCUUGGGAUAUUUACGGGGGCAACAUACCUCCAAUGGCAGAUGACGUCACGAGUCACCAUUCCGUUGGAGACCUCCAAUACCAUGAAGAAUUACACAGAUACGCUUGGGAAUAUCGUUUACAACAAGAGAAUGCGCAGCAAGCUACGGAACACUUCCCGCAUGCCCAAAGCGAAGAUCCUUUCUCACUAGAUCAUCAACAUCAUUACGAUUAUAAUAAACAUCACUCACAUAAUUCACAACAUUCCGAACUAUUACAUACUGUCAAUAAUCAGUUACACGAUCAUAAUUUCCAAAACAAUACCCAACCUAGUUGUGAUUUUACCCACCAAAAUUACAUUAAUAAUCACAAUAAUACUUACGUUGAUAUCCAACCAGUACAUUGGCAUGAGGAACCAUCAUGCCCGGAAUAUCCUCAAAGAGAACACACACAACAUUGCGAUCAAAAUCAAUUACGGCCUGUUCAUCAUGAUCAUAAUGUGUACCAAGAUUAUCAACAAACGCACCACCAAAAUCUAACCCACCGAGUUAAUUCCACAAACCAAGCCCAGUAUUCAGAAAAUCAUUACGAUCAUGGACAGGUAACACAUAAUCAUCAAGAAAAUUUUGUGCCCUUACAAUCAAACGAAAACAGCAUACACAAUAAUUCUAUUCAAAUACAUCAAUGUCACAAAACUACCCACACUAUUGAGCACAACACACAAAAUAAUAAAGAAUUACCAGAAAAUGAUUUGGCUUCAAAGAAAUCCUAUGAAAAUCUGAUAGAUUCAUGUCCGAGACAGAGCUACGAAGUACGUCGUCUUGAAGAGGAAAGAAAUAAAGAUACAGUUAGUUCUUCUCAAAUGAAUCUCGAAAAUGGGCUAAACGAUGAAAGUAGCGAUGAGAACAACGAUUAUGUUGAAGAUAUUAGACCCAGGCAUCCUUAUGAUGGUUUUUAUUUACGUCAUCAAGUGACCAUAGAUUCUAGAGGUAGAAAAAUUUGUACCCAUGAAAUCCCUGACAUGCCUUCAGUACCUUCGGAGUCCCCUGAGCCACAGGAAUAUUAUUCAGCCGAAGAAGCGUUUAGUGAUAGCGAAGAUCAAAGUGGCGUAGCGGGCAACUUGGCCAGAGUUGUAUUGGGAUCGGGAACUUCAACUGAAGCCAUAGACGAUUUAGCUCGUCGUCAAGGUUGGGAAGCCGGUAACAUUGACUAUAUGGGAGCUGAUUCUUUUGACAAUAUCUGGGCAAAAAUUUCUCAAACUUUAAGCCAACCCCGAACUUCGCCUCCUAAACAAUUGUCGCCUCCUAAGGAAGUCUCUCCACGACAGCCAACUCCUGAACAAGUGGAAUCUGAGAAUGCUGAGGCAAUUCCAGAAACUGUUACCGAGGCAAUUCCAGAAACUGUUACCAAGUCAAUUGAAGAUGCAACAGUAACUGUACCUACCGAAACAACGGUUGAAGAAACUCCAUCACAAAUUUCCGCGACUACAAAUGCUCCUGAAGUUCUGCCUGCUGUAAUAGAUAGUGAUUCUGUCGCAGUACCUGAGCCUGCUCCGGUCACUUCUGAAUCUCUAGUGGCCCCUGUUGAGGUUUUGGCCGUUCGCCCUGUAGCGAUUGAAUCUGAAGCAAUCGCUUCGGCAGCUGUACCAACAGUAACAGAAACUCCACCAUCUUCUGACAGCACACCGACUGAGACUGAACCUGUACAAAAACCUGAGACUGUACCAGCAACUGAAACUGUAACUGUAGAUGCCGGUGAGACUGUACCCUUAGAUGUGGCUGAAUCUGCACCCGUAGCUUUAGAUGAAGUUGCUCCUGAGGUGCCAAGUGAAAUUAAAGCAGCAGAUGUAAUUGAAACUGCUUCUUUACCUGCAAGUGAAUCUUCACCGAUAGUUGCAAGUGAAACUGUAUUAGGAAUUACAAGUGAAGCUUUAUCUGAUGUGCCUCUCGAAAUACCUGUUCCAGUAGCGGAACUCGAGCAAGUGCCACCGACUGAAGUACCAACAGUUGUAGAAUCAGAAACAUUGGCGAAACCAGCAGAGGAACCUAGUAUUCCUCUAGUUGCGGAUGAACCAGCCUCUGUAAUACCAGUGCCAGUAGAGGCGUUAGCAACGGAAACCGAAUUGGAAACCAAAAAAGAAUCGCCCAAGAGACUGGUUGAAUCAGCCAAAGAAAAGAUCGAAACUAUUGCAGCAGCUACCGAGCCAGCCGCUCCCGAGGUGCCUCAAACCAAAAGUGCUGUCGAAACAAUUAAAGACUCAACACUUGCGGAGCCCGCAUCUCCUGCUCUUGCAGCCGAAGCUCCUUCCAGUCCCGCUAUUCCAGAAUCUACUCCAGAGAAACCAGCGGCUGCCGGAGAUAGCUCCACCGACAGCCCUCCCUUAGCCAACACACCGUCCAAAGAAGAAGCCCCCGUCGUUCCGGCCGCCAAAUGCCCUAACCGAGCUUGCUCUCUAAUGUGACCGCCAUACUAACGUCACGCGUAACCGAACCGGAGAAUAAAGGCGGGAUGAUAUUGGUUGUGUAGCCGCGGAACGUCGCAAGCCGGCCGGCAAGCUGCAGCUGAGUCCGCCCGCCGCCGCCGACCCGCUCCCCACCCCCGACAGCGAGCUCGAGGACGCCGCCACGCUCGCGCACCAGAUCAUCGCCAGCGAGCUGCGCACGCCCACUGUCACCGCGCCCGACGCCGACCACUCCCCCACCUCGCCACCCCUGCCGACUCGUGCGGCCGGACUCGCCGUCGACGAGCCCACGGUACCCACGCCACCCGUCGGAGCGGUCUCGCUCGCUAAUAUCGGAGUCAAACCUACCAAGAGCAAACCUGUGGCCGAGCCGACCCCAAGCGAAGCUGCCCCUACGGAAGCACCCAAAAAAAAAGUUGUAAAGAAGGUGGUGAAGAAGGAACGCGCACCGGGCGGUGAGGCGCCCGUGCCGCCGCCCCGGAAGAAGGAGAAGAAACCCAAAGAGAAUUGAGCGUCCGCGCUCCGACCCUUCCCGUGCCAUACGUGUAGCCUCGCCUUUGCCGUGUUAAUGUCUGAUAUUAUUUUCGAAUAUUAUUAUGCUUUUACUUAAUAUGUACUGCGUAUUUUAUUAUUAUCGAUUAGAUCUAGUUUUGUGUAUUCAAUACUGCACUAAACAAUGUAACUUUGUUUAUACUUUUGUACUCCUAUUGAUAUUUUUUUAUUUUUCAAUCACGCUAUUCCGGCUUUUAUAAUUGUGAACAUGAAACUACCAAAGGAUACAACGUAUUUAUUGAAUCGAAUUUUGUAUGUAAUUUUUAUAUUAAAAGUCUAUUUUGGAAUCAAA